AUGUGGCUCUCCUGGCUGACCGGGGCACUUCUGCUGGGAACUUUGUGUGCAGGCCUCAGCGGGGGGGAGGCCGACACCACCGACUGUCUGUACUACAACGUGAACUUCGAGCUGGAGCGGACCAAUCAGAGCGGAGUGGAGCGCUGCGAGGGCGAGCAAGACAAGCGCUCCCACUGCUACGCCUCCUGGAGGAACAGCUCGGGCUCCGUGGAGCUGGUGAAGAAGGGCUGCUGGCUGGACGACUUCAACUGCUACGACCGGCAGGACUGCGUGGCCACAGAGGAAAGUCCUCAGGUCUUCUUCUGCUGCUGUGAAGGAAACUUUUGUAACGAGAGGUUCACUCACCUGCCCGACGUCAGCGGACCACUGAUCAAAGCUCCGCCCCCCGGCGUGUUGAAUGUGAUGGUUUACUGCCUGCUGCCCUUCAUCAUGCUGUCUGUCGUCCUGCUCACCGCCGUCUGGAUGUACCGGCACCGGAAACCUCCGUACGGACACGUGGACCUGGCAGAGGACCCGGGUCCCACGGCGCCCCCCCUCCUGCGCCUCCAGCCCCUGCAGCUGCUGGAGGUGAAGGCCAGAGGUCGCUUCGGCUGCGUCUGGAAGGCCCAGAUGAGGAGCGAGCACGUGGCCGUCAAGAUCUUCCCUGUCCAGAACAAGGAGUCGUGGGAGAACGAGACCGACAUCUUCAUCACACCGGGGAUGAAGCACGAGAACAUCUUGAGGUUCAUCGCUGCAGAGAAACGAGGGAGUCACCUGGAGGCCGAACUGUGGCUCAUCACCGAGUUCCACGAGAGGGGUUCUCUGUCAGACUUCCUGAAGGGGAACAUCGUCAGCUGGUCCGAGUUGUGUCACAUCGGCGAGUCGAUGGCGUGCGGCCUGGCGUACCUUCACGAGGACAUCCCCCUCCUCAAAGGAGAGGGCGCCAAACCAGCCAUCGCCCACAGGGACUUCAAGAGUAAGAACGUCAUGCUGCGUUCGGACCUCUCCGCCGUGAUAGGAGACUUCGGCCUCGCCGUUCGCUUCGCGCCGGGAGAACCGCCGGGAGAGACCCACGGACAGGUGGGGACCUGGCGCUACAUGGCUCCGGAGGUCUUAGAAGGAGCGAUCAACUUCCAGAGAGACUCCUUCCUGAGGAUCGACAUGUACGCUCUGGGCCUCGUGCUCUGGGAGCUGGUGUCCCGCUGCAAAGCUGUGGACGGCCCGGUGGAUGAGUACCUGCUCCCCUUUGAGGAGGAGGUGGGUCAACAUCCGGCUCUGGAGGACCUGCAGGACGUGGUGGUCCAUAAGAAGAUGAGGCCGUCCCUCAAAAAGCUUUGGCUCAAGCACAGCGGUCUGGCUCAGGUCUGUGAGACGGUGGAGGAGUGCUGGGACCACGACGCUGAGGCUCGUCUGUCAGCCGGCUGCGUGGAGGAGAGGAUCUCUCAGGUCCGCCGCCUGACCGCCACCAUAGCCCCGCCUACCUCCGACCCCCACGUCCUGCUGAUCUCUGCACUGCCGCCGGUCCCCAUGUUGACCAACGUGGAGCCCAAGAGUCCAGUAUGUGAGGACAGGGAACACUGACUGCUUCUCUUUGAUCCGUCUGGACUUCUUUUCUUUGAUUCUCUCUUCGUCCGUUCGGAUGAAGGUUACCAGCACACGUUGUUUUCUCCAGUUUUCCUUCCAG
Messenger RNA from Cyclopterus lumpus (lumpfish), 1663 nucleotides. Its product is annotated as activin receptor type-2B-like. Bases 1 to 1560 code for a protein of 519 amino acids. Gene Ontology annotation, cellular component: plasma membrane; activin receptor complex. The record is from RefSeq and is a predicted model, not a curated record. Lineage: Eukaryota; Metazoa; Chordata; Actinopteri; Perciformes; Cyclopteridae. Gene Ontology annotation, biological process: protein phosphorylation; activin receptor signaling pathway; cellular response to growth factor stimulus. Gene Ontology annotation, molecular function: ATP binding; activin binding; activin receptor activity. The transcript is spliced from 12 exons.